This is a messenger RNA of Melampsora larici-populina 98AG31, 2156 nucleotides long. RefSeq lists its product as uncharacterized. Gene Ontology annotation, cellular component: mitochondrial outer membrane. Bases 1 to 1995 code for a protein of 664 amino acids. The transcript has 15 exons. Gene Ontology annotation, biological process: mitochondrion organization; regulation of mitochondrion organization; small GTPase-mediated signal transduction. Gene Ontology annotation, molecular function: calcium ion binding; GTPase activity; GTP binding. NCBI's taxonomy places the organism in Eukaryota, Fungi, Basidiomycota, Pucciniomycetes, Pucciniales, Melampsoraceae. The record is from RefSeq and is a predicted model, not a curated record.
AUGGCCAGACGUGAUAUCAGAGUGGUACUGUGUGGAGAUGACGGUGUUGGUAAAAGUACUAUCAUCACUGCCUUGAUCAAAGAAAGGUUCUACGAAUUACCAUCAGGAUUAGUCUUACCAGAGGUUUCAAUCCCACCUGAAGUCACUCCCAACAUCACCACUCAUCUAAUCGAUACAUCUCCACGUCCUGAAGAUCGACAUCAUCUUGAAACAGAAAUCAGAAAAGCUCAUGUAGUCGUCAUCAUUUAUUCAGUUGAAAGUCCUAAUUCAUUCGAUCGAAUUACUACUUAUUGGUUACCUACCAUUAGGUCACUAGGUGUGAAUGUACCAGUGAUUUUGGUGGGAAACAAGAUUGAUUUAAGAGAUGGUGAAGAUGUUACCAAUGAAGCUUUUCAAUCAGAAUUGGCGCCUUUGAUGAGAGAAUUUAAAGAAGUGGAAACCUGUAUCGAAUGUAGUGCAAAAGCUUCACUUAACAUUAGUGAAACCUUUUACCUGGCUCAAAAUGCUGUUCUACAUCCAACAGCACCCCUUUAUGAUUCAAGAGAACAUUCAAUGAAACCUGCCUGUGUGAAUGCUCUCACACGAGUUUUCAAAUUGUGCGAUGUUAAUAAAGAUAACGUAUUAGAUGACGAAGAAUUACACGAGUUUCAACGCAAAUGUUUUGGUGUCCCUUUACAAUCUAAGGAGCUCAGGACGAUCAAAACUGAUGUGUUACAAGAAAAUCCUCAAUUUUUAACCUUUGAUGGUCAUAUCACUCAAGAAGGAUUUCUUUAUUUACAUACCUGUUUCAUUCAACGUGGAAGAUUAGAAACCGUUUGGGGUGUAUUGAGAGCAUUUGGAUAUGGUGAUGAUCUCACACUAAGUGAAACAUUUUUAGCUCCUAGAUUCGAUGUUCCAAAUGACUGUUCAGCCGAACUUAGUCCUUCUGGUUAUGCGUUUUUUACAGAUCUGUUUGAAACCUUUGAUCAGGAUUUAGAUGGUGCAUUGAACACGGAAGAAUUAGAGUCUCUUUUCAGUACUUCGCCUGGAAAUCCAUGGAUCAAUCAAGGAUUUCCUGAUACUACGAUUACUAAUGAUAGUAAUUGUGUUACACUACAAGGCUGGCUAGCUCAAUGGAGUAUGACCACUUUACUUGAUCAUCGAGUGACAUUAGCAUAUCUUGCACAUCUAGGUUAUCCAUCACCCACCACAAAUGCAUUAACAAUCACUAAACCAAGAAAAUCAGAAAGGAAAAAGAAAAACAAAGUGAAUCGAACGACAUAUCUAAUUUAUGUGUUUGGUGCAGUAGGAUCAGGUAAAAGUUCGAUAUGUAGAAAUUUAGUGAAAAAAAGGUAUUUUGAUGGGAAUCAUAACGGAGGUAGUUUAACGGUCGUCAAUAGUGUUGAGUAUAAAGGUGCUGAGAAAUAUUUAGUUGUUCAAGAGUUUGCAGCUUGGGAAGGUGGUGAAGUUUUGAGGAAUUCAAAGAGAUUGGGAAUGGCAGAUGUGUUAGUAUUUGUGUAUGAUAGUUCAGAUACCAAUUCGUUUUCUUACAUUAGCAAUCUAAGACAACAAUUUAAAGUAGAUCAUAUUCCAACCCUUUUUGUUGCAAGUAAAGCAGAUCUAGAUCUAGCUCAACAAAGACAUGAAGUUCAACCUGAUGUAUAUUGUCGUAAAUUAAGUUUAAGAGUACCGGUAGCUGUAAGUAUGAGAACUAAUCAAACAGCAGAUCUAUGGCCAAUCUUAUGUGGAAUAGCAACCAAUCCUAAUUCUUCAAUUCCAGGUGGAUCAGAAAAAACUUCCGAUAAAUUAACCGUUUAUUUAUCAUUAAGUGCAUUGAUUGGAGCUAGUUCUGCUUUAGCUUAUGUGGCUUAUAAGUCAUGGAAUAAACCUAAUUCGUUCUUAGGUACAAGUAAUAAUAAUGGAAUUGGAGGAAGUGGAAGUUGGUUGAAUUGGUUGGGUGGUGCUAGUAGUAGUAGUAGUCAUACUAAAACUGUUGUGAAUGGAGUAGGGUUAUGAGAAAAUGUAAAUGAAACAAAUUGGAAGUUUUAGAAUGGAAUGGAGGUUUUUUUUCUUUUUUUUUUCUUUUUUGUUUGAAGUUGAUAUUCUUUUGGUUGGAUUUGUGUAUUGUUGAGUUUGAUUCAACUUUGAUGAUCUUUAAAAAGUGGUUUAUAGUAUAU